AUGGUCAACGGCAGCGACAGCUUCGGCGCCAGCCUCGAGCGUCAGAGUUGGAUACACUACUCAAUAGGGAUGGUCUUCAUCUUUCUCAGAAUGUUAGGAGGCGUCUCCAACUAUGAAGCGGAUGACUAUCUCCAGAUUCUGGCCGCGAUCCUCUUCACCGUCCUUGUAGCUCUCCUCAACAUCAUCACCGACGGCGGCGGCUCGAAUCUCUAUCCCCCCGAAUUAGAAGGCACCUUCACCGAAGCCGAGAUCGAAGACCGCAUCCACGACUCAAAGAUCGUCCUCGUCUCGGAGCAGGCCAUGCUGAACCUCAUCUACGUCCUCAAGGCCUGCGUGCUGAUCCUCUACACCCGCCUUACCCUCAACCUCGCCGCGCAGCGCCUGGUCCGCUGGCUGGCAAUGUACGUCGCCAUCGGCUGGACAGCAACACAAAUCACAAUGUUCUCCGCCUGCCGUCCCUUCAGCGGCUACUGGGCCAUGCCGCCCCCCGACCCGCAGUGCACGACGUACGAGAACUACGCCAUCCUACAGGGCUGGUUCAACAUCUCCUCCGACACGCUGAUGCUGAUGAUCCCCCUCCCGCUCGUCUUCCGUAUGAAAGUGCCCUGGAAGCAAAAGCUUGUUCUCCUAUUCGUCUUCAGCCUCGGUAUCUGUGUCAUCGUCGCGGCACUGUUGACAAAGGUAUACAACCUCGCCGACCCGUACAGCCCUACAUACAUGUUGUGGUACAUCCGCGAGGCCAGUGUCGCCGUCUACGUAUCGAACCUACCGCUCUUGUGGCCUCUGCUGAGGGAGUGGUUCCCCUGGCUGCGGAACCUCAAGACGGCGGGCGUGCUUCCGACGCCGUCUAAUCAGGCAACGGGGCACCGGACGAAGCAGGACGCGAACCUGUCGUCGGGCGUCACCGUCCACAGCACACAUCGGGGGCCCGCGCCUGCGGGGGUGCCGAACUCGAGGAGACAUACCUUUGAGGAGUUUGGGACCUGGCUCAGUGCCAGCGACCUCGAGCUGCAGAAGCCGGCGCGCGUGUUGAGAUCGACCGCGAGCAGGCGGCACAUUCUGGAGACUGAAGAGUACGACGCCGAGAGUUCGGCGCUUGGGGAGGAGAAGAGUGGAAAGAGAGUGUCGAUAGUCGCGGAGUAUAGUGUAGGGGACGGGGAGAGCAGCAUGGGAUCAAGUCCUGCACCACAACUAUCGCCGUUGGACGUCGACCAUGGGCUGCUUGACUGGGAGUAUAAACGUCGAAGUCGCUUUAGGUCAGGGGCGACGGGCUCUACCGUCGGGCAGAGCCUGCUUGCCUGGGACGAGCGAGACAGGAGUCAGGGCAAGACGAGUCGAGUAAGUAUAAACUCACGAUAA
Colletotrichum phormii is the source of this 1359-nucleotide messenger RNA. RefSeq lists its product as uncharacterized. The coding region runs from base 1 to 1359 and encodes 452 amino acids. The record is from RefSeq and is a predicted model, not a curated record. The transcript has 3 exons. NCBI's taxonomy places the organism in Eukaryota, Fungi, Ascomycota, Sordariomycetes, Glomerellales, Glomerellaceae.